Molecule: messenger RNA, 306 nt
Organism: Lactuca saligna
Lineage: Eukaryota; Viridiplantae; Streptophyta; Magnoliopsida; Asterales; Asteraceae
Source: the annotation of a GenBank genome assembly
AUGCUAUCUACAUAUACUCCCCUUACACAGAUCUCACCCCUCCAUUUCUCGUGCAGUCAUCAUGGAAGAAUUCCAACAGGGUCUCCUUUACUAUCAGUCCCAGCAAGGUUAGGACCUGAGGAGUAUGUGGAGACAGACUAUGAGUACAAGAAAUCUGAUGAGGAGAUGGAAGAAGUAGGGGACAUUGAGGAAGUCCCUAGCGAGCCUUACUCUCCAGAGAUGAUACAUGACCAUCUCGCAACACCAGAGGAUCCAACUGACCGGAUGCGUUCCUUGGAGGAGGAGGUUGCAACCCUUAAACAUUAA